Molecule: messenger RNA, 1740 nt
Organism: Annulohypoxylon truncatum
Lineage: Eukaryota; Fungi; Ascomycota; Sordariomycetes; Xylariales; Hypoxylaceae
Exons: 1
Coding region: 1-1740 (579 amino acids)
Cellular component (GO): nucleus
Molecular function (GO): RNA polymerase binding; transcription coregulator activity
Source: RefSeq, a predicted model, not a curated record
AUGUUAAAAUCAACGUAUAAACCCUCCUCGAAUGCCCCACCGCCUCUACCUCCUGGUUGGACAGAACAUAAAGCACCUACCGGCCACACAUACUAUUACAACGCCAAAACGAAAGAAUCAACAUAUACACGACCAGCUGCGCCACCAAUUCCAACAACAGAAGCUGUUGCCCAACCUACUCCGCCUCCUCGAGACCCUCACGCCAGUUUCUUCCAGUACUCGACCGUACCCCAACUCUCCGACCCCGCGACAGCGAACGCCUUCCUCGCCCAGUAUGACCCAGCGCGACAACGGCAAGCGCAGCAGCAGCAACAUGGAGGGCGUGGCGGACGCCGUGGGACCCCAGAUGGGAGAGGGGAUCGCCCGCGCCCGCAGCCCAACGACAAGCCAAAGUCCAAGGUCGCCAUUCCAGGUUGCGAGCCGUGGCUGCUGGUGUACACCAAAUACGGUCGCCGGUUUGCGUAUAACCCUGUCAAGAACGCAAGCUACUGGAGGAUACCUGAGAAGGUAAUGAAGGGCGUGCUCGAGUUAGAUAUUAAAGGUGCUCAGGAGAAGGCCGCUGGUAUCCAAGGCCAAAGAGCAAAUACCGAGGGAUCUACGUCCGCGGAACCUCAAAGAGAAGUUUCUGCUGGUGUGGCAGCUAGCGAAGUAGAAGACCAGGUUGAUAUAGGUUCCGAUUACGAAGAAGUGGAGGUCACGGAUGAUGAAGGCGAAGAAGGAGACGAUGCCGAUGAACACCACGCAAAACGCCAGCGUACGGAAGAACCCACAGAAGAUAUGCCGGUCGAAUUCAACGAGGAUGACUUUGCCUAUCAACUGCAAGCAAUGGGUGACGAUUAUGGUCUCGACCCCGGCGAAUAUGACGAUGGGAACCCCGACGCGUGGCCCGAAGGUGCUGAGGGUCUGCCUCUCUCCGACGCAGAUGCGAAAGAGUUAUUCAAAGACCUAUUAAAUGACUAUGGUAUCAACCCCUAUUCGCCGUGGGAGAAGCUGAUUGAGGAGGGCCGCAUCAUCGACGAUUCGCGAUAUACUGUGCUUAACACCAUGAAAGCCCGCAAAGAAGUCUGGGAGGAGUGGAGCCGUGAACGGAUACAGAUUCUGAAAGAGCAGCGCGCCAAGGAAGAAAAGAAGGACCCCAAGAUCCCUUACCUUGCAUUUCUGCAACAGAAAGCAACGCCUAAAUUGUACUGGCCUGAAUUCCGCCGGAAGUAUAAAAAGGAACCGCCCAUGCGCGAUUCUUCCCUCAACGAUCGCGAUCGCGAGAAGUGGUACCGCGAACAUAUCAAUCGACUAAAGCUUCCUCCGGAUACCCUUAAGAAAGACUUGACUGCACUACUACGCAGUGUAUCCCUUCGUGACCUCAACAAGACUACUCAUCUAGCAAAUCUCCCUCCGCAAGUGCUCGCCGAUGUGCGCUACAUCAGUCUCGACCCGCAGACGCGAGACCCCUUAAUCGAAGCGUACAUCCAGACGUUUAGUCCUCCACCUACGGAAGAUAAGAUCGAAGAGGACGAGGCAGCGCAGAAAGCGAGGGAGGAGCGGAGGAAGCGGGAGAAGGCGCUCGAAGAGCGUGAGCGCGUCGUAGCCGAGGAAAAGCGCCGACAAAAGCGACAAUUGGAAUAUGGAAAGGCCACCUUAAGAGAGGAAGAGCGCGAACUGGAAAAGGCGAUGAAUGUGGGCAAGAAGGGUUUGCAGAGUCAACUGUUAGCUGCGCAAAAGACCGGCGAGACCGGUGAGUAA